Messenger RNA from Closterium sp. NIES-67, 1578 nucleotides. Lineage: Eukaryota; Viridiplantae; Streptophyta; Zygnematophyceae; Desmidiales; Closteriaceae. The record is from the annotation of a GenBank genome assembly.
CUCCCAUCGAGAAUUCAAGUUUUGUGCACUCGUGAACCACUGCUUCGCAAGUUUGCAUGUCCGCAGUGAGUGUAAGCCGUUCCUCGCGCGUUCUAGCUUAUCGCUUGCUGCCAUGUCCGGUCGCUUCUCUGUUUUCUCGUCUGUUCGGAAAUUUCACGAGGGGCGGAAAUCCAUUACGGCAAACAGUAUUGAUCCACUAACUAGGUCGGGUGCUUAUACUGCAUCGUCCCCUGCCUUUUUCGCGACAAAGAAGGGAUUCUCCAGCGAAGCAGCUCCAAAGAACUCCCUCCCUGGUCCGCGAUCCACGCCGCUCUUCCGCGUGCUGAAUCCCGAGCUCUACGUGAAGCCCAACGCGGCGGUCGCGCUGGUCGGUACGGUGGCGUUCGUGGGCGUGUUGGGGUCGCUGUAUCUCGAGAAGCGGGCGGUGGAGAAGCAGAGAGCGGAGGCUAAAGCGGCGGCUGAAGCUGCGCUGGUGGCGUCUGGCCGAACGAUACCAUAGGACGACAGGGUGUAGUCAGAAUGGUAGAGGAAACAAACCCUCAACCCUGAUUUAGCCAUCUCGUAUCCGUGACUGUAGAUUUAGCCGUCCUAGACCUCCGGAAUAAGGAUAAGGCCGCAGCCCCUGCAGUUUCCCACAUUGGACUGUUCCAUCUACGGAAAAUCCAGGCCUCUAAUUUGGACGAAGGGAGUGCAUAAGUUGCGUUGCUUGGGGAAGUUGGGUAACAUUGCAAGCAGUCUUCCUAGAGGCGCCAUGCUUUUCCUCCACUGUGCGAUCUUCAUUGCCGCGUAUGCGCUGAUAUGUGUGGGUGCGGCAAAGACUGAACUGGCAAACUGCAGUCAUGCAGGUCUACCAUUUGUACGAAGCAUUGAUUCAAUCCCCUUGUCAAACUUUGGCCGCCCUGGGUUGUCUCAUGCUACAGUUGCUGGUCAUGUUCACCAUGGCACACAGGAGGUAGAAGUUUGGAUGCAGACUUUUGCUCCUGGAAGUGGGACUCCCAUUCAUAGACAUGGAUGCGAGGAGCUGUUUGUAGUUCUGAGCGGUUCAGGGAAGCUGUUGUUUGCUUCAUAUGUCCCCGAUCUUGAUGCACAAAGCAAAAUGCGGGCAUUGGAAGGGGUUGCGGGAAUACCAGUACCAGGUCCUCCCGUUCCUACACCCAUCAGUACCAACAUGACAUUCAUUGUCCCUCCCAAUCAAGUCCAUCAGAUCUUAAAUGAUGCGCCUGAAUGUGGCUCUGAGUUCUGCAACUUGCUGCAGCUUCUAGUCAUCAUAUCUGAACCUCCAAUUCACGUGUAUGCAUACAACUCAUGGGAUGCCCCACAUAGACAAGCUGUUCUGAAGUUCCCGUAUCCAUGGGAUCAAGUGUGCCCUGAUGCUAUUUCUCAGCAGUCCUGAUGAUGAUUGUCCAGGAGACGAUGUCUUGGGAUCCAGUGUUAAUCAGUAUGCAUCAUUGUGGCCUAUUUGCUCGCAGCAAAUACGCAUGGCCCAAUGUCAAAUUGAUCUUCUGUAGGAAAUCGGUCCUUCAGUGCUUGCAACAUCUCUUGUGUCAGCAGUGGUCGCACCACUUGUUGAAUGCCAUC